Prunus armeniaca (apricot) is the source of this 951-nucleotide messenger RNA. Lineage: Eukaryota; Viridiplantae; Streptophyta; Magnoliopsida; Rosales; Rosaceae. The record is from the annotation of a GenBank genome assembly.
AUGGACGCCAAAGAAGGGUUCUUUGAACAAGUUCCAUGGUCAACAUGCUUUGAGGGAGAGAGCAAGGAAAUUGGACCAGGGGAUUUUGAUUAUAAGAUAUUCCAAAUGUAUCUCAAGAAGCAUGUUUUGUUAAUGGAAAGUUUUAAUGCGAUCAAGUUUGAGAUGCCUUACCAUAUAUGGUGUGGUGGGUGCAAUUCUAUGAUUGCAAAGGGUGUUCGUUUUAAUGCAGAAAAAAAGCAAGUCGGAAAUUACUAUUCUACAAAGAUAUGGAGCUUUACCAUGAAGUCAGCCUGCUGCAAACAUGAGAUUGUUAUUCAGACAGAUCCGCAGAAUUGCCAGUAUGUGAUUAUUAGUGGGGCCACUCAAAAGGUUGAGGAAUAUGACAUUGUGGAUGCAGAAACUGUUGCACUUCCUGGAGAUGAAGAAAGAGGAAAGCUCGCGGAUCCAUUUUAUCGUCUUGAACACCAAGAAGAGGAUUUGCAAAAGAAGAAAGAAGCUGAGCCAGUAUUAGUGCGCCUACAGCGAGUUUCUGAUGAAAGGCAUUUAGAUGACUAUGCCCUCAACAAGGCCCUCAGAGCAAAACUUAGAUCUCAAAAGAAAAGAGUUGCUGAAGAAGAGGCUGCUUCAAGGAAGAUGGGUCUUGGUAUACGACUGCUUCCAGUGGCAGAGGAGGAUGUUACUGUGGCAUCACGAGUGAAGUUCGCUUCCAGGUUUGACAAAAGCAGGAAGGAUAAGCGAGCUUUGAUCAAUGCUGCUUCAAUUUUUCCUGGGUCGUCUGGGACUUCUGCAUCCAGUAAGAAGAGUUUGGAACUACAAUCUAAGAGAAGGAAAAUAAGUGCUGCUGCUGCAUCUAACUUACUUACAGGGGGAUUCAAGCCAUCGUCAUGGUCUCAGAAUGCAGUUUCUUCAGGCAGACACAAUGGAACAUUAGUGACAGUGAAACGCUCCUAG